CCUUCCUCGGGGGCAUCGCUGGGCGCCCAGGAACGCAGGGGAGAGGGAAAUUAAAAUUAUAAUUAUUUUUAUUUUAAAACGACGAUUAUUUUUACAUCGCCUGCGUGCGGUGGGGGGCUCCGUGGCAGGGAGCCGGCGGCUCCCGCAGGAGCUGCCCGGGAGAGGCCGGGCCGGGCCGGGCGGAGGCGGCCCCGGCUCGGGGACGGCCGGCGGCCCCGGCUCGGUGCUCGGCAAGGACCGGGAGCUGCAGGAUGAGAGGGCGAAGGGCAAAACCGGCAAGCCCGGGGCGCUCCCCGUCGCCCCCCGAGCCCCGUGCCCCGCGGCCGGGCGCGGAGCCGCUGGAUCUCCGCGGGCAGGCGCGGGGCUUCACCGCCUUUUCCUUGGCUGCAUGAUUUUUCUCCGGCCUGUUCCUUUGGCCUGUAGUUAUUUCCUGACCUCAAGCUGGACUUUUAAAAUUAGGGGAAAAAAAAAAAAAAAAAGAAAACCACAAAAAACAAGCGGGGAGGAAUUUCUCCCUUCUUCCGACUCCCACCUGAGAACCCUUUCAUCCUCCUCCUCUUCCUCGCGGAGACUCAGCAAAGUAAUUUUGCCAAGGUGUUUCUGAGCACUCACGGCCCGGGAGAACCGGGCUGGAAAGCGCAGGGAGAGAAACCUUCAAGGCAUUUAGGGCCGGAGCUUCACGAUUUGGUGUGGGCGAAACGGAUGGCAGGAAUGGCAUCCAGGUCGGAGAGGGGCUGGAGCUGGUAUCCACCUCCCUCAUUUUAUUUUAUUUCUAAUUUUUUAUGCCUGGGGAAAGCGCUUCCUAAAGACACCGACCGCGAGUAACGCGCCCCGGCCUCUCCUCUGAAUUUGCACCGCGCUGACAAAGAGAAAGUCGGGAAAAGUCCUUGUGCACCGGCACAAGUUUCUUUAGAACUAAAACCCUCCUUGGCUGCUGAGGUUUAUUUCGAUUUGUGCUGCUUAGAGAAGUUGAGGCUUUUUAUUUAUUUAUUUUGAAAAUGUGCAACUCUAGUUUAAAAAAAAAAAAAAAUUAGAAAGAAGUGAGGGGAAAAAAAGCACUUUAAAAAUGCGGCCGGGUGCUGCUGGGCGGCAGGGACGGGUCAGGCGGAGGUGGCUGCCCGCCGAGCCCGGCUCUGCCUCUGCCGCUGCCGGGGAGGGGCCGCGGCCGCGGAGCAGCGCGGAGGUUCGGAGGCGAAGCGCUGGGGACCCCCCGGCAGAGCCGGUGACGGGUCCAUCCCCACCGCCUUUGCACUGGGGCAAAAUUCGCGUGUUGGGAAACAUCACCCCAAGCAGUCCCUCCAGCGCGGAAAAAAAAAAAAAAAAAAAAAAAAAAAAAAGGUUUGAUUAAAAAAAAAUUAAAUAAAUUAGAAUUUUUUAAAUGACAGAAAUUCGUCGGAGCGCGGCGAGGGCAGGGAACGCGGCUCUCGUUUGCAAAACAAAAGGAAACAAAUUCCCUUUUCUACCUUGGCACCUUUCCCCCUGCCCUCCGCGGGAGCCCCUCCGCGCUGCUCCGCGGCCCGGCCGAGCCCCCCCGGCCCCCGCAGCGCGGCCGGGGCAGGGGCGCAGGCUGCGCGCCCGGGCGCGGAUCGCUGCCCCGCAUUAAUCACCGGGGCGAGCGGCGGAGCCGGGGCCGGUGGCUCGUAAUUAGGGAGCGUGUGCCGCGCGGAUUAUCUCGUUAGUUUAUCAAGAAAACAUUUAUUAUAAUUAAUUCUCGGACGGGGUAAUUAUUAUUGAGCGAGGGCAGAGCAACUGGUAGCCGGGAUCUAUGCGGAGCGGGGGGGGAGCAGGAGGAGGGGGAAAGGUGACAGAUUGCGGAGUGGAGCCGUUGCUCCGCGGGCUGCGGGGCGGCCCCGGGAUGCGCGGCCGCGGCCGAGGGGCUCCGCGGGCGGCCGCGCCGGGCUGGCGCCUCGGUGGGAUGCCGCCGAAUUUAACCGAACGGAGCUUCGAGGCACCUGGCGGCCCCCCCACGCCCGACGGCUCCCGCAGGCACCGCCCGGGGCAGGCAGGGCGCUCGGCCGGCUCCCCCUCGCCCGGAUUUCGGCCAACUCUCCUCCCCGCCACAACUUUAGCAUGAUGUCUUAUCUUAAGCAACCACCUUAUGCAGUCAAUGGCCUGAGUCUCACAACCUCGGGCAUGGAUUUGUUGCAUCCGUCCGUCGGUUAUCCCGCCACCCCGCGAAAGCAGCGGCGGGAGCGCACGACCUUCACCCGGGCGCAGCUGGAUGUGCUGGAGGCUCUCUUCGCCAAGACCCGCUACCCCGACAUCUUCAUGCGGGAGGAGGUGGCCCUGAAAAUCAACCUGCCCGAGUCCAGAGUGCAGGUGUGGUUUAAAAACCGCCGAGCCAAGUGCCGGCAGCAGCAGCAGCAGCAGCAGAACGGGGGCCAGAACAAGGUUCGGCCAGCUAAGAAGAAGAAUUCUCCAGCCCGGGAAGUGAGUUCGGAGAGCGGGACCAGCGGGCAGUUCACUCCCCCCUCCAGCACCUCAGUCCCCACCAUUUCCAGCAGCAGUGCCCCCGUGUCCAUCUGGAGCCCGGCGUCCAUCUCCCCGCUCUCAGACCCCCUGUCCACCUCUUCCUCCUGCAUGCAGAGAUCCUAUCCCAUGACCUACACCCAGGCAUCAGGCUACAGCCAAGGAUACGCUGGAUCGACCUCCUAUUUCGGAGGGAUGGACUGUGGAUCUUACUUGACCCCUAUGCACCACCAGCUCCCCGGGCCGGGGGCCACCCUGAGUCCCAUGGGUGCCAACGCGGUCACCAGCCACCUCAACCAGUCUCCAGCCUCCCUCUCCACCCAGGGCUAUGGAGCCUCCAGUUUGGGCUUUAACUCCACCACCGAUUGCUUGGAUUAUAAAGACCAAACCGCCUCCUGGAAGUUAAACUUCAAUGCUGACUGCUUGGAUUAUAAGGACCAGACGUCGUCGUGGAAGUUCCAGGUUUUGUGAAGAACCUUUGUGGUACCGAGAGAAAUCGCGACGAGAACGAACAGGCUGGGCUGAGUGCUCCAGUUUUAGUCAGGUCUUGGUUAAAUUAAAGAGAAAAAUAACUCCAUGGACAAACAAAUGAACAAAAAAAAAAAAAAACUGACAGCAACAAGAGGGGGACAGUGUUGGUGUGAUCCCGUUCAGACUCAUCUCCUGCUCAGACGCUCUGGAAAAGGAAUAAUAAAGAGGAAAAACGGAGGAGGAAGGCCUUAAACGGACAGAUCAUCUAGUGAGCAGAAACCAGACAGACCCAUCUGUGUUCUUUCUAGUUUUAGCCAAUUGUUGGGUUUCUUUGUUUGGAAGAGGUGGGAGAUCUUCCCACCUGCGGGCCAGUUUUAAAAAAAAAAAAAAAAAAAAGAGUCUAGGUUUUUAUUUCUUUUUUUGUGUGUGCGUGGAAAGAUGAUCCUUCACCCAGAGGUUUCCAAUGUGUUAGCCAACCCUCGGUUAAAAUAUUCAGAAUGGACAACAUCUCUCUUUUUCUCCCUCUUUUUGUCCCUCCCUCUUUCUUUCUCUCUCGAGCUCAUCCAACAGUUUCAUGCCCAACUCGCUGAAGUUGGCACCCGGAGAACUUGGUUCAGGGCUGUGUGGGUUGUGUGACUGAUUGUCCUAGCUGCACUACUUUAUUUAAAGAUUAAGAAAAAAAAAAAAGAUAAUGUUCAUAAGGAGUCAAUAUGUAGUUUUUAAGAGACAAUCAGUGUGUGUCUUAUAUAAAUGGUACAUCUGUGGUUUUUAAUCUGUGCUAGACUUCAAAACUGUGAUCUCCUGUAUUGUAUGCAACUCUGAACUCUGCACCAGCAGGAGUUCUGCUGUGAUUUAAAUAGGUUAUAAUUAUAAGUGAAAUUCAGAGCAACUGAGUUACCUAUUAUCAUCUUUUAAAAAAAUAAUUAAAAGUAUAUAUUUAAAAAUAAUAAAAAAGAAAAAAAAGAGAAAAAACGCAAAAAACACGAUCGCCUUUCACCCGAGGUGAACUGCACUGAAACUUUUUACAACAAACUGUCUCUGAAUGAAAGAGGAGAGACCGAAAAUACCCCACCCGAGGACAUUUAACUCCUCUGGAGCUCACUCACUGCUGGCCACGCCGGCAGUAUCCCGUCAAAUCCGACAGGACUUUGGGCAGUUGCUCUGACCUGGAUGAAUUCAAACCAAGAAAUUCAUUGUCGUUUAUGCUUGCAGAUGUUAACUGAAAAAAAAAAGAAAAAAAAAAGAUAUAUAUGCAUAAACCUUUUUUUUUUUUUCCUGGAUUUGGCAGAUAUGUAUAAUUAUAUUAAAAUGGUUCUAGCACA
Molecule: messenger RNA, 4262 nt
Organism: Motacilla alba alba
Lineage: Eukaryota; Metazoa; Chordata; Aves; Passeriformes; Motacillidae
Gene: OTX2
Product: orthodenticle homeobox 2
Exons: 4
Coding region: 2071-2940 (289 amino acids)
Biological process (GO): multicellular organism development; regulation of transcription by RNA polymerase II
Cellular component (GO): nucleus
Molecular function (GO): RNA polymerase II cis-regulatory region sequence-specific DNA binding; DNA-binding transcription factor activity, RNA polymerase II-specific
Source: RefSeq, a predicted model, not a curated record